Molecule: messenger RNA, 1639 nt
Organism: Poecilia latipinna (sailfin molly)
Lineage: Eukaryota; Metazoa; Chordata; Actinopteri; Cyprinodontiformes; Poeciliidae
Gene: snx5
Product: sorting nexin 5
Exons: 13
Coding region: 129-1325 (398 amino acids)
Biological process (GO): retrograde transport, endosome to Golgi; pinocytosis
Cellular component (GO): endosome
Molecular function (GO): dynactin binding; phosphatidylinositol binding
Source: RefSeq, a predicted model, not a curated record
GCGGAAAAAUUGUUUGACAGUUUGUUAGGAAGCUAACGCAGCCACCUAGAAAACGGCUUCCUGCAUCGAGUUUGAUUUAGUUUGACCUUCUUUUUCUCUCUCUCUUUUUCAUCAAUUUGAGCACUAUCAUGACAUCCAUAGAUGAAAGUGACAAAGAAAAGCUGCGCUCUGUGUCAGUAGACUUGAACAAUGACACAGCACUUCUCAUUGACAUUCCUGAUGCUCUGUGUGAAAGGGAUAAAGUCAAGUUCACAGUCCAUACGAAGACUACACUGACCUCCUUCCAGAAGCCAGACUUCUCUGUUCCUAGGCAGCAUGAAGAUUUCAUCUGGUUGCAUGAUGCUCUGGUUGAAACCGAGGACUAUGCCGGUCUGAUCAUCCCUCCAGCUCCCCCCAAGCCGGAUUUUGAGAGUCCAAGAGAUAAGAUGCACAAACUGGGGGAAGGUGAAUCGACUAUGACUAAAGAGGAAUAUACCAAAAUGAAGCAGGAGUUGGAGGCUGAAUACCUGGCUGUCUUCAAGAAAACAGUUCAAGUUCACGAAGUCUUUCUGCAGAGAUUGUCUUCUCACCCUGUUUUAAGCAAGGACAGAAACUUCCAGAUUUUCUUAGAGUAUGACCAGGAUCUCAGUGUGAGGAGAAAGAAUGCCAAGGAGAUGUUUGGAGGGUUCUUCAAAAACAUGGUGAAGUCUGCAGAUGAGGUCCUCAUCUCAGGAAUAAAGGAAGUAGAUGACUUUUUUGAGCAGGAGAAAACAUUUUUGCUUGACUACUACAGCAAAAUAAAGGAUUCCACUGCCAAAGCGGAGAAAAUGACACGUUCACACAAAAAUAUUGCAGAUGAUUACAUUCACAUUUCUGCCACUUUGAACAGCCUCUGUGCUGAAGACAGUACACCAAAUAAGAAAAAUCUGGAGAAGCUGUCAGACCUGUUUGAGAGACUCAGAAAAGUGGAGGGAAGAGUAGCAUCAGACCAAGAGCUGAAACUCACAGAGCUGCUGAGAUACUACAUGAGGGACAUCCAGGCGGCCAAGGACCUUCUGUACCGGCGAGCUCGAGCAUUGGUUGACUACGAGAACUCGAACAAGGCCCUGGAUAAAGCCAGACUGAAGAGCAAGGACAUUCCCCAGGCAGAGGAACACCAGCGACAGUGCCUGCAGAAAUUUGACAAGUUGUCAGAAUCUGCCAAGAAAGAACUCACGAGCUUCAAGGGCAGACGAGUUGUGGCCUUCAGGAAAAACCUCAUAGAAAUGGCUGAGCUUGAAAAAAACCCCCCAAAGAACAAUGUGGCUCUUUUGCAAGGAUGCGUUGAUCUCCUCAAGAACAACUGACAUGUCUUCAAGCAUUAAUGUUCCAGCAUCACUAAGUGACCAAUCUUUACAAAUGGAACCCCGGCAUCCCAGGGAUGUUGCAUCGACAUGCCUCCAAACGCCAUGUCUGCUCCAACCUGGAUCUGAUGCGACUUUAAAGCCCCGCCUGUAUCCUCUAAGCACAAUGUCCUCAUGUUUACAGAGUCCCUGUCUUCUGCCCUUUGGUCCAUCUGUCUUAUUUAAUGUGGAGCUGUAACUCAAUGUGAAUGUCUCCUGAGAAUUAGAUUGCCAUCACGAAGGCCUUCCAUAAAUAUGCACACUUAAUGGAUGUGAAA